Messenger RNA from Stereum hirsutum FP-91666 SS1, 792 nucleotides. RefSeq names its product thaumatin-like protein. The transcript is spliced from 12 exons. Gene Ontology annotation, cellular component: extracellular region. NCBI's taxonomy places the organism in Eukaryota, Fungi, Basidiomycota, Agaricomycetes, Russulales, Stereaceae. The record is from RefSeq and is a predicted model, not a curated record. The coding region runs from base 1 to 792 and encodes 263 amino acids. Gene Ontology annotation, biological process: defense response.
AUGGCGCGCCCUGUCUCCACAUUUAUUGCUCUUGCUCUUGCUCUGGUCUCCGUACUCAGUGGAGUUGUCGAUGCGAGGACGUUCACAGUGACAAACUCCUGCCCAUACACGAUCUGGCCUGCUCUUUUCACCGACCUUCAUGCCGGCAAUGCUGUACCUCAACAGGCCACCGGGUGGGAAGCAGCGCCGCACACCUCCGUCUCCUUCCAUGUCCCGGAUAACUGGGUGGCCGGUCGUAUCUGGGGUCGCCGCAACUGCGAUUUUAGGACGAACCCCGGGGCAAAUUCAUGUCUCGAUGGCGGGUGCAAUGGUGGCUUGCUUUGUGAUCCUCACACAGGUACCGGUGUCCCUCCUGCGACGGUUGCCGAAUUCACGUUGAGCUCGGAUCCUAAUGCUGCUGAUAAUUAUGACGUUUCGUUGGUGGACGGGUACAAUCUUCCGAUGCGUGUGACCAAUAAUGUCGGAUGCCACAUCGCAGAUUGCCCUGUAGACCUCGCGCCCAACUGCCCUGCUAAGCUCAAAGGUCCCUUUGACUCCAAGGGGAACCCCGUCGGAUGCCGCAGUGCUUGCCAGGCUGGUCUUUCCCCCGACCCCGCUAAUUCCCCGUACUGCUGCACCGGCUCGCACAACACUGCUGCGACAUGCCCGCCAUCGGGCGUACUUGAUUAUCACUAUUUCAAGGAUAAUUGCCCAAAUGCCUAUGCCUAUGCUUACGACGAGUCGAGUGGGACGGCUCUGUGGACGUGCCCAUCCCACCUCAAGGCGGACUUCACGAUUCAGUUCUGUCCUUAA